This is a messenger RNA of Klebsormidium nitens, 2904 nucleotides long. Lineage: Eukaryota; Viridiplantae; Streptophyta; Klebsormidiophyceae; Klebsormidiales; Klebsormidiaceae. The record is from the annotation of a GenBank genome assembly.
CAGGGUCGCUGCCAACACGGCCAACAGGAAGGGGCGCUUCGGAUCGGAGCGCGCAGGAAAUAGCACUUCGGGCCUGGCAGAGAUCUCUGUCGAUCCAGGCAUAGCACUCCCGUCAGAGCCCGGAUGAGCUAACCCUCGGCAGAUGCGCUUGUUGGAGUUGCGGCAUGCUUGGGAGCAGGCACGUCGGCGCACAUUGCCAUUUUGCAAGUCAACUACGAGUGCGAGCUCUUGGGGUUGCGGGAAGCAAGCGCUGAUGAGAUCAGCAUUACCUGCCAGCACACUCUCUAAUGCUGUGCGCCUGCCUGAUCUGCAUUAUCAAUCGACCUUACGGCAGUCUGUUGGUGCCCCCUCAAUAGCCUCCACAUUUCUGAGCCAGCAUUCGACACCGAAGAUUCUCCACUUAAGAAGGCCCUUGAACCAAUCCGGCUGUGAUUCACAAAGGUCUCUUCACAGUCUAUCAACCCACCCAGAGGCACCGAUCAAUCAGAACGUCAAUCUACCAGCAAACAAGCUGCGCAUUGGUCAUUCCAGAUUGACCUCCACUCUUCUGUCAAGAAUCUCAAUGGCACCCACUCUUGACCCUGCACUUUCGACCCAUAACCCCAACUCUGGAAGUGCGUUCCAGAACCGUAAGCCUCGGGUGGUGUCGCUUCUCCCGUCUGCCUGCGAACUGCUGUGUUUCAUACCGGGGGGUGAGGAGCUGCUGGUCGGAAGAGGGCAUGAGGACGAUUACCCGCCAUCGAUCCUGGACCGUCCAGUCCUGACUGCGUCCAAAGUCAACUGGACCACGUCCGCAGAGUGCGACGUGCUUGUGGAGAACUUGGUGAAGGAAGGCUCCGCUCUCUACGCCAUCAAGGAGGCGACGCUCCAGGAGCUGCGACCUGACGUCAUCCUGACGCAAGCGCUGUGCACCGUGUGUGCGGUGGACACCGGGCUCGUUUACAAGUAUGCCAGAAAAAUGGACCCGUCCCCCGCUGUCAUCGACCUGAGCUCCUUCGACCUGGAUGGCAUCAUCGCCGACGUCAUCAAGGUCGGCACCGCCGUCGGCCUUGGUCCCGAAGCUGAGCGCGCCGCGGCCCCUCUCCGCGCUCGCAUUGCCGCUGCCAAAGAACGGGUUAAGGACCGGGUUAACAAACCCAAGGUCCUGUUCAUGGAGUGGACGGAUCCCAUCUACUGCGGGGGACACUGGACCCCCCAGCUGAUAGAGUUAGCGGGCGGAUUACACCCGCUUAACCCGCCAGCCAAAGACCCGAAAACGGGGGCUCUCGGGCCGGCGCACCCGUCUGGAAAGGUGCCCGUUGCUGACGUAAUCGCGCUCGAUCCUGAUUGGAUCAUCUGCUGCCCCUGCGGGCUGGAACUAGACGAGGCGAGGAAGGAGCUCGCCGAGAUCGCGGGGGGCGAUUGGUGGACGGGUUUGCGGGCGGUUAGGGAGGGGCGCGUGGCACUGGUCGACGGGAACGCGAUGUUCAAUCGGCCUGGGCCCAGGAUCGUUGACGCGUUUGAGUGGUUAGUGGCGCUUCUGAACGAGGGGUUCGAGGGCGCAGAGGAAUCGGCGGCAGGGUUUCCUUGGGAACGCUGGGUGCAACCGAAGGGUUCAAAAGGGGUACCGAAACUGGAUGAGUCAGAAGGGGAGGGUGCCAAGGCAACCAGGCUAAUGCACGAUGAAGACGAGGGGGGCGCACACCCCAACGGGAGCGGAAAACCGCCGGCAAUGAAUGGGGAAACCGGGGGAGAUGGCAGCGCUUCCAGCAAUAUUCCAGCGACAGAAAAUGGGGACGACUUAAGCGAUCUGAGUCGCCCAUCGGCUCUAGAAGCUGAGCCCUUGAGCUCAAAAACGAACGGCGUUCCGGCCCCAGGUUCCGCUCCAGCCAACGGAAUCGCUCCCCCGGGCGGAACCGACUCUAAACCAUCCCCCUGGCGCGCCCCGGUCCUGACCCCCGAAAUCGAGGAAGCCCACCGAGCGGCGUGUGCCAAAGGCUCGCAGAUCUACCGGGACCCAGAGACCGGGUACGUCGUCUUCACUGAGGAAUCGCACUUCAAAAGGGGGUCUUGCUGCGGGAACCGGUGCCGGCACUGUCCCUACGGACAGUAUAACGUAUUGCCAAGCAAGGGUCUGCCGAGGGAGGCUCCACUGCGGAAGGCAGCGUUUUUGGUUCCAAAGAGGGGUGCCAAGCAGGGGGAAAAGGCGGGGGGGGAGGCGAGCGAAUACGAGUUGGUGCUGGUUGGGGGGGAGGAUAUGGAGACGGUCGGACAGAAGGCUUCGAGGCAGUCUCGGGCAGCCCCGGUCGCCCUGCUGGCGUUCUUCGACCAGACGACGGGCUUUCUCACAGUGCCACGUGGCACGAAGCCGUCCCCCGGGCACGAGACGACUCUCUACCGGGUCAUGGACAUGUCACACGAAACCGGGCUGCCCCUUCUGGCGGUCCCUGCGACGGACAACUUUGAGGAAGCUUUGAAGAAAGCGAUUGCGGACUGUCAGGUUAUGGUCCGGAAUGCGGGACGCCUUACCAUCGGACAGGGCGUGAUUGGCUGAGCGUUUCUACUUCUCAAGAAGCGACUGACUUUUGCAAAAGCAUAACAAGUGUUCUGCUCACUGAAAGAGGAUCGCCUGAUAUGAAUCUCUAUUGCGCAAGUCAUGAAAUAGCUCGACAUCUCAAUGUGAGAUACACAGAGGUUGUGCUUGAUUGCUAAGGUUUUUCAUUGUCGCAGAGAGUUUUACCCCAAUAGUGGAUGCUUGCAUAGAGAUUUUUGGCGUGCAGACAAAGUUCCAUACAUGAGCAUCACUCGAUCCUCAUGUCCAUAGACUUAGUACUGCUUUAGCCCCUCUCUAGGCCUUUAGUAGCCAGGUAUCAUGUGCUUCAAGGAAUACUGCAUGAGACUCAGUAUUCGGUGAAUAAAAGUUGC